Molecule: messenger RNA, 2127 nt
Organism: Colletotrichum graminicola M1.001
Lineage: Eukaryota; Fungi; Ascomycota; Sordariomycetes; Glomerellales; Glomerellaceae
Exons: 8
Coding region: 1-2127 (708 amino acids)
Cellular component (GO): nuclear body; cytosol; kinetochore
Source: RefSeq, a predicted model, not a curated record
AUGGCUUCACCCACUGGCGAUAUGUCUGUGGAUGAAGGCAUUGAGAACAUUCAUCGUUUGGUUGAGGAUGUCAUCGAGGCCUCCAAGCUACCAGCCAAACGGCGAGCUACCAGCAUUAAGCCUACCGUCGAGACAAUCGCCACCUUCGCCUAUGACAAAGGGCUGUUGCCCGAGCCCCUGAGCGAACUCAUCGACCUGCUGACACGGCCCAGCCACCUUGACCAGGCAAGCCUGAACGCAUUGGUGAAGAAUCUGUUUCCCGCGACUCGCCUGUCCAGGCAUGUCAUUUUGAGGGUAGUUGGGUGCCUGGGGCACGGUGAGCUGAAGCCGUCACUGGCCCUGCAAUCCAACAUCCUCAAAUGGUUGAUCAUGGCUUAUCAUGUUAUCGAGAAGCCGGUUGUCUUGUCGCAAGCAUACGCUGUACUGUUCAAUCUGCUCGACACGGCUGCUAUUCGGCCGCAACUGUGUCAUUUGCUUGCCCUGAUAACGCGCCGGAAACACGUCCGGCCCUUCAGGAUUCAAGCAUUACUAAAUCUCUCCAGGAACACGGGCAAUGAUCCAGCCUUGACAGGGCUCCUGCGGGUCUACAAAGAUUACUAUCCCGAAAUCAUUGUCAGCGAUGCACUGCGAGGCAGGGCAUCGGUCUUCAAGCAUCCCGAUACGGAAUGGAGGGAGAGGCUUGACCAGAUCCAAAGAGAUCACUCGCAGCGUGCUGCUGAGGCUGCCGGCCAACCUCGAAAUGGCUUCAGUGUCAACCACCUGGCUCUGAAGGUGCGGGGAGGCAAGGCAUAUAAUCUUCCGUCCGUCCAUACUUCAGAGGCUACCGAGAACUCUGUCACGUUGGAAGAGAUUGAUAGUGCCGAUCGCUUUGCCCAGUCAAUCGAAAAGAUCGAGCUUCCUAAUCAGCUUGCGGCUGUGUUGGCGGAUCCCCUGCUUCAAAAGUUCAUCGCUUUGAAGAACGAUCAUGCAGCUUCGAAACGUGUGGUCCAUUGGAUCGACGCUGUUCUUGAGGACGUCCUCAAUGGCAACGCCGACGAGAAGCUGUUCAGGGAAACAAUGGAGGUUCUUGCGGACUACGUUUCGCGCGUCAAGGAAACCCCAUUUGUCCUCCUGAGCUUCUUCGCCAAACUUUUUACGACAUGGAACGGCGUGGACGCCCGGGACCCUAUCAUGAGCAUUCUUCACUACGCGCCGCUGGUCGCGUUUAAAGAAUUGUACGAUUUCGUCCUCAAGCCCCUGGAAAAAUGCCUCCCUCCCACGCCCGACUCUCAGGUGGCUCUUCUCAGAUUCUACCAGAACUUGAUCCGCCGCUGGACUUUUGUCCUGAGAUCUAUCGAUCAGAUACCCAAGGAUACGCCCGUCAGUGCCUAUCAUGAUGUCAUGGAGCACGCAAGUAUCGUUGCCCUCAGCCUUGUCCAGGCCUCCCCAAGCGUCGCUGUUCACGGCAGUGUGCUCGACCUCUACGAACAAGCCGCCGCCAGCAUUUCAGACCCAACCCUCCAACCCCUACUCCGCAUCGCGAACCCGCCGGCCCAGCUCAUCUACCUCCUCUUCUUUAGCCACUCUCUCGCUAAUGUCUCACGCCUUUGCGCCGUUCUAGCCACGUAUAAGAAGGGCUUCGAAACGGCCAUGUCUAGGCGGCAGCCGACGAUAUACGCCCCGAGCUACGUGAACCACUUCAACGGUUUCCUCAUGGACAUCUGCAACUGCCUCUGGCGUGGCAAGGCCUUCAAUGACGGCGACAAGAAUGCGCUGGGUUGUCUCAAUGCUCGCCCGGUCACCCUGCGCCUGCAGAGAUAUGUCGAGGACCUGGGCAUGGAUCUCGCGCUAUCCACGCUGUUUGGGUUCUCGUACUCGCCGUUGCUGAGCUUCCAGGCCAUCGAGUGCAUACGCGAACUCGAAGACCGUGAACAAGCCGCGAACGAGGACGCCAUCUCUGCGCGGCACGCAGGGCCCGUUACUGCCAACAGUCUGGCGAGGCUGGCCGAAGCGCGAGGCCUGCGCAUUACGUGGUCUGAGUAUAGAAUAAUCGUACUGCGGGCGCUGGAGAGCAAGGGGUUAGGCGGCAUUCCGGCGUUGAUGAAGAAUACUAUGAAGGUCCUCAUGAGCUCGAAGAACGUUGCGUAA